AUGGCGGGGCCAUGCUCGUGGUCCGGGACCCUGGAGCGCGCCGGCAGCUGCUGGCAGGACCCCCUGGCAGAGGCACUGAGCCCGGGCCGUCCGCCCGCGUUGCCCCCCGGCCGAGGCUGCGCACGGAGCCGGCCGCUCAGCGUGGUCUACGUGCUGACACGGGAGCCACAGCCCGAGGCCGAGACCGAAGGGGGAGCCGAGGCGGAGCCGCUUCCCCUGCGCUGCCUGCGCGAGGCCUGCACACAGCUCCAGGGGCCACGGCCGUCUCCGCAGCUGCGCACCUUGCCCUUCGGGACGUUGGCGCUGGGCGACACUGACGCCCUUGAUUCCUUCUACAACGCGGACGUGGUGGUGCUGGAGGUGAGCAGCUCCCUGGCGCAGCCCUCCCUCUUCUACCACCUGGGUGUGCGAGAGAGCUUCAGCAUGACCAACAACGUGCUCCUCUGCUCUCAGGCAGAACUCCCUGACCUGCAGGCCCUGAGGGAGGAUGUUUUCCAGAAGAACUCGGAUUGUGUUGGCAGCUACACACUGAUCCCUUAUGUGGUGACGGCCACCAAUCGGGUGCUGUGUGGUGAUGCAGGUGUCCUGAGGGGCCUGGCUGAUGGACUGGUGCAGGCUGGGGUGGGCACUGAGGCCCUGCUUACACCACUGGUGGGCCGGCUGGCCCGCCUGCUGGAGGCCACACCCACAGACUCCUGUGGCUAUUUCCGGGAGACCAUUCGGCAGGACAUCCGGCGGGCACGGGAGCGAUUCAGUGGGCAGCAGCUCCGGCAGGAGCUGGCUCGCCUGCAGCGGAGACUGGACAGUGUGGAGCUGCUGAGCCCUGACAUUGUCAUGAACCUGCUGCUCUCCUACCGUGACGUGCAGGACUACACAGCUAUCAUUGAGCUGGUGGAGACGCUGCAGGCCUUGCCCACCUGUGAUGUGGCUGAGCAGCACAAUGUCUGCUUCCACUACACCUUUGCCCUCAACCGGAGGAAUAGGCCUGGGGACCGUGAGAAGGCGCUGGCUGUGCUGCUGCCACUGGUACAGUGUCAUGGCUCUGUGGCACCUGACCUGUACUGCAUGUGCGGCCGUGUCUACAAAGACAUGUUCUUCAGCUCUGGCUUCCAGGACGCUGGGCACCGGGAGCAGGCCUAUCACUGGUAUCGAAAGGCCUUUGAGGUGGAGCCCAGCCUCCACUCGGGCAUCAACGCAGCUGUGCUCCUCAUUGCUGCCGGCCAGUGCUUCGAGGACUCUGAGGAGCUCUGGCUCAUAGGCAUGAAGCUGGGCCGCCUGCUGGCCAGCAAAGGCUGCGUGGAGAAGAUGCAGUAUUACUGGGACGUAGGCUUCUACUUGGGUGCCCAGAUCCUUGCCAAUGACCCCUCCCAGGUGGCGCUGGCUGCAGAACAGCUGUACAAACUCAAUGCCCCCAUAUGGUACCUGGUGUCGGUCAUGGAAACCUUCCUACUGUACCAGCACUUCAGACCCACCCCAGAGCCCCUCGGAGGGGCCCCACGCCGUGCCCACUUCUGGCUUCAUUUCUUGCUGCAGUCCUGCCAGCCAUUUGAGGCCACCUCUCCGCAAGGCAACCAGUGCUUGGUGUUGGUCCUGGAGCUGAACAAGGUGUUGUUACCUGCAAGGCUUGAAGUUCAUGGCACUGACGCAGACCCAGUCAGCGCUGUGACUCUGAGCCUCCUGGAACAAGAGACCCAGGACAUGCCCUCCAGCUGGACCUUCCCGGCUGCCUCCAUCUGCGGCGUCAGCGCCUCCAAGCGGGACGAGCGCUGCUGCUUCCUCUACACGCUUCCCCCGGCUCAGGACGUCCAGCUGUGCUUCCCCACCGUAGGGCACUGCCAGUGGUUCUGCGGCCUGAUCCAGACCUCGGUCACGAAUCCGGAUUCCACGGCACCCGCAGAAGAGGCGGAGGAGGGCGUGAAGGAGGUGCUGGAGUUUGACUACGAAUACUCAGAGACCGGCGAGCGGCUGGUUCUGGGCAAGGGCACGUAUGGGGUGGUGUACGCGGGCCGUGAUCGACACACGAGAGUGCGCAUCGCCAUCAAGGAGAUCCCGGAACGAGACAGCAGGUUCUCUCAGCCCCUGCAUGAAGAAAUCGGUCUGCACAAACGUCUGCGACACAAGAACAUCGUACGCUAUCUGGGCUCAGCCAGCCAGGGUGGCUACCUCAAGAUUUUCAUGGAGGAAGUGCCUGGAGGCAGCCUGUCCUCCUUGCUGCGGUCAGUGUGGGGACCCCUGAAGGACAACGAGAGCACCAUCAGUUUCUAUACCCGCCAGAUCCUGCAGGGACUCAGCUACCUGCAUGACAACCACAUUGUGCACCGGGAUAUCAAGGGAGACAAUGUGCUGAUCAACACCUUCAGUGGGCUGCUCAAGAUUUCUGACUUUGGCACCUCCAAGCGGCUGGCGGGCAUCACACCCUGUACUGAGACCUUCACAGGAACGCUGCAGUAUAUGGCCCCAGAGAUCAUUGACCAAGGCCCACGAGGGUAUGGGAAGGCGGCUGACAUCUGGUCAUUGGGCUGCACUGUGAUUGAGAUGGCCACAGGUCACCCACCCUUCCAUGAGCUAGGGAGCCCACAGGCUGCCAUGUUUCAGGUGGGCAUGUAUAAGGUGCAUCCACCAAUGCCCAGUUCUUUGUCAGCUGAGGCCCAAGAUUUCCUCCUCCAAACUUUUGAACCAGACCCCCGCCUCCGAGCCAGUGCCCAGGCUCUACUGGGGGACCCUUUCCUGCAGCCUAGGAAGAGAAGCCGCAGCCCUGGCUCUACCCACCAUGCUCCACGGCCCUCAGAUGUCCCUUCAGCCAGCUCCACUCCCUCAGCUGACUCCACCACCAAGUCCCAGACAUUCCCAUGCCCUCAGGCACCGUCUCAGCACCUGCCCAGCCUCCCAAAGCGUUGCCUCAGUUACGGGGGCACCAGCCAGCUCCGAGUGCCUGACGAUCCCGGGGCCGAGGAACCCGCAUCCCCCGAGGAGAGUUCGGGGCUGAGCCUGCUGCACCAAGAGAGCAAGCGCCGGGCCAUGCUGGCCACGGUGCUGGAACAGGAGCUGUCUGCGCUGGCAGACGGGCUGAGCCUGGAGCAGGAACAGGGUCCUCGGCUUGGCAGAAACCAGGUAGAACAGCUACUGCGCUGCCUCCGGGCGCAUAUCCACACUCCCAACCGCCGGCAGCUGGCCCAGGACCUGCGGGCGCUGCAAGGACAGUUGAGGAACCAGGGCCUUGGGCCUGAACUUCUUCAUGGACCACUCUUUGCCUUCCCGGAUGCGGUGAAGCAGAUCCUCCGCAGGCGCCAGAUCCGCCCACACUGGAUGUUCGUGUUGGACUCACUGCUUAGUCGCGCUGUGCGAGCAGCCCUGGCUGUGCUAGGUCCGGAGGUGGAGAAGGAGGCAGUCUCCCCGCUAUCAAAGGAACCGAGUAAAGAAAAGGGGUACCAGGAGGAGCAACAGGGGACACUUGUUCAGCAGAGCCCACUUCUGAAGGAGCCUGAGCAUGGACUUCCACCUCUGAUGGUGCAGCUGGGCUUCUUGCAAGCAGAGACUAAUAGGCUUCGAACUGUCCUCGCUGAAAAGGAACGAGAGUGCCAGGCCCUGAUGCAAUGGGUUCUACAGCAGGUGGAUGGGGAUGCUAGGACCCAGGCCCUGGCCCCUGAGCCCCCAGCUGCUUUCCCAGUGGACCAGGGCCUGGUGCAGUGGCUGCAGAAACUGACUGUGGAUUCUGGCACCAUCCAGACGUUGCUGAACCACAGCUUCACCCUCCACGCCCUGCUCACCUGUGCCACUAGAGAUGACCUCAUCUACACUGGCAUCAGGGGAGGGAUGGUGUGCCGUAUCUGGAGAUCCAUCUUGGAGCAUCGAGCAGGAGCCAGGCCAGGCAUCCCCGGCCUCCAGGAGACUGAAUAA
Messenger RNA from Orycteropus afer afer, 3897 nucleotides. It is a transcript of the gene MAP3K6, whose product is annotated as mitogen-activated protein kinase kinase kinase 6. The record is from RefSeq and is a predicted model, not a curated record. The transcript has 29 exons. The coding region runs from base 1 to 3897 and encodes 1298 amino acids. NCBI's taxonomy places the organism in Eukaryota, Metazoa, Chordata, Mammalia, Tubulidentata, Orycteropodidae. Gene Ontology annotation, biological process: MAPK cascade; protein phosphorylation; cellular response to stress. Gene Ontology annotation, molecular function: ATP binding; MAP kinase kinase kinase activity.